CACAGUGAAGAGGAGGAUGAGGGGAGAAGAGGAGGAGGAGGAGGAGGCAGGCAGAGGAAGAAGAAUCAUGAAGCAUUCAGCCACAAUUUAGCCCCAAAGACGGCGGGAGAGCAUCGCAGCUUCCCUGGUUGCUGCACGGCCGACUGGACGCUGGAAGGGCGGCAGGAUGGAGGAGGAGAAGCACUUUCUCUGUGGGGUGGUGGAAGGUUUCUAUGGGAGACCAUGGUCAAUGGACCAGAGGAAAGUUCUCUUCCAAUGGAUGCAGGACUGGGGUUUGAAUACCUACCUGUACGGCCCAAAAGAUGACUUAAAACACAGGCUGCUGUGGAGAGAAGUCUAUUCACCUGAGGAAGAAGGUCAGCUGCGCACUCUGAUUGCGGAGGCCCAGUCAAGAGGCCUCGGGUUUGUUUACGCCCUCUCUCCCGGCCAGGACAUCGUCUUCUCAUCCCCCUGUGACUUGACGCUUCUUAAACGCAAGCUGAGACAAGUGUCCGAUCUGGGCUGCCAGGCGUUUGCCAUCCUGUUUGAUGACAUCGACCACUCCUUGUGUCAGGCCGACAGUGAGGCCUUCUCUUCCUUUGCACACGCUCAGGUCACCAUAACCAAUGAGAUUUAUCACUUCCUGGGGGAGCCGCCUGUCUUUCUCUUCUGCCCGACAGAGUACUGCGCUUCUCUGUGUUCUCCCAGUGUGCUGAAAUCUCCAUACCUGCAGACCGUUGGAGAGGACCUGCUUCCUAACAUCACAGUCAUAUGGACAGGAAGUAAGGUCAUCUCAAGAAAACUGUCUGUGGACUGUCUGGCUGAGGUGGAGUCCGUACUCCAGCGUCCUCCACUCAUCUGGGACAACUUGCACGCCAACGACUAUGACUCCAGGCGCCUUUUCUUGGGUCCAUUCAAGGGACGCGAGCCUCGGCUCAGGGCCCGCUUAAGGGGCCUCCUCCUCAACCCCAACUGUGAGUUUGAAGCCAACUACAUUCCGCUGCACACGCUGGCAAGCUGGUACAGAGCUGGGAGCGAUGAGAGGAAAGAUGAGGAGCCAGGUUAUUCACCUGAAACAGCUUUGUCUGCUGCACUCCAUGACUGGCUGGAAGACCUCAACCAGCCUCUACAAGCAGGAAGGCAGAGUGGACGAGACCAGCGUUGUUCUGUCGCGGCUUCUCGAUGCAAAACUCCAGACAGAUCCGACUGCAACGCCACUUUGAGGGGGACCUCCGUAGUGGCUAAACUCCCCGUGUUCCCCCUCGAUUCUAGUUCCCCUCCUCCCUCACCUACUAAAGCCAAAGGAGACAGGGAAGUACGCGAGGGUGAAAAGCGACGGCAGACCGGUCAAGCAAACCACCAAACCCAGGGAACCAGGCAUGGAGUGCCUUCUGGGGGAGGCCAUGGACACAUAGCCCAGGGUCGAAGCCUCGGUAGUAGGAAGGGCCAACUGAGUGAGUCCCAGGUGCGGCUGCUGGUUGGCCUCUAUUACCUUCCUCAUGAACAUGGCCCAUCAGCCCAGAAUCUUCUUCAAGAUCUCACCUGGCUGAAAACAAACUGCCAUCUUGUCAGCAUGAACAGCAAGAAAGGUUUACCCCAGAAGGUGGACGAAUGGCGAGGCCGGGCCUCCAGGUUCCUGUCUCUGUGUGAAGACAUAGCGCAGCUGCACUGUAGCGUUGUUGGUGGGGCCAAUCGGGCAGUGCUGUAUGACCUUUACCCAUAUGUAUGGGACCUUAGAAACAUGGCACUUGUGGCCAAGGCCUUUAUUUGCUGGCUAGAUGGUCGUGUGUUGAAUGACAGCACAACCAUGGCCUCCUGGAGGAACUGCUUUCAUUGGUGUGGGAUGGCCUCAGUAGGGGAUGAGCUGGGAGAGGAGGCGGAGCCAUGGGUGUUUAAAGGAGGCGUCGCUGGGGAAGUGCAGAUGCUCCUACCAAUAGGCAGCAGCAGUGAGCUCUUCACGCACCCCCCUCCUCUCUUUCCCACCUCACGUCUCUACAACAUCAGGCCCUACCAUAGCAAGGACAAGGUGGAGUUAUAUCGGAUGGUGCGUCAGCUUCACCUGAGGUCCCAGUGUGUCCCAGAGUCGAGUGCUUCUCACCCAGAUGUGGUAGGAGACAGGUGUUUGGGACCCUGCUUGGCUUUGUGCCCCGAGUAUAGCUUCAUCCUAGAGGACGAGCUGGGGGUCUGUGGUUGCAUUUUGGGCAUUUUGGAUGUGCGCUCUUUUGCCAAGCGCUGUCAGGCCAGCUGGUUGCCCGCCAUGAGGGACAAGUACCCACCCAAAGGGGGCCACUCCAACACACAGAGCUUGGUCAAGUUGAUGGAAGAGGACCAGGGAGAAUACCCGGACUCGCUCGUACAUCACUUUCCCUCUCAGCUACGUCUGGACGCCCUGCCCGAGUUGGUGGACGUCAGCGUCAGCCGCACGCUCCUUGCCGCCCUCCUGACGGCCCUCAAAGCCAAUGGUUCACAGGGUGUGUUCUGUGAGGUGCAGCCAACGGACCGUCAGAGGCUGGAAUUCUUGACCAAACUGGGCUUCUUGGAGAUCCUCAGAGGGGAAGCCAGGAGCAGAGAAGGGGUGGUGAUGGGCAGGCUGCUUUGAGCACAACACCCCCAUUCACAUACACACACAAACAUGCUAACAUGCACAGCAACAUGUAAAGACGCAUGCAGUAGUUACACCUAGACAAUUAUGUGUAAAAGAAACGUUACUUAACAAAGACAAAACGGAGAAUGUGUUAAUUUUAGGACAUCAAUAUGUCCUUUCAAGGGAAGACUGUAAAAAUAAAGAAGAUUAAAGAGGGAGCAGCGUGUUUACACCAAUCUGGACUUCAAAUGAGGCAGUAGAUUUCUGCUUAUUCGCUGUUAGCGCAAAUCUAUUUUCGGUUUUGAAUGGUAAAUAACUAGUUUAUAUGUGGUAACCUCAAUAGAAAAUUGUUUCAUGGCACGUUCUGUAUUGGAAAAAUAGUGCUGCUAUGAAUCCAGCUGAGGAUGCUGUCUCACAAGUUGAUUCACAACUUUUUCCAGCAGGAAGAUACUUUGACAAGACGUUUUGUAAGAUCAACACUGUAUACCAGGGCCAUUCAACGGGCGGCCCGGGGGCCAAAGUUGAAGUUCAGUUCAAAACGUUGGAGACUUCUUUUUGCUGUGUCCUCCUAAAAUUAAUGGAGCGCUUCUGUUGUGCAGAGGACUUGAAACAGAGUAAGAACAUUGUCUUAUCCUUGCAUUGACAUUUUGACCAUCAAAAGGCCCGCGUCCCUUGCAUUUUGCAUAACUAGGCUAUUUUGUUCCUAACUGUGGAAUUCGAAUAUGAGAACUAGCACAAAACAAAUGUUGUUGCUGGUUCUCAUAAUAGUGGAGGGCGAAGUCCGGCCCGGUCUUUAGCUUUGUGAAACUGUGGCCCCGAGAAUAAUAUAGUUGAAUAGCACUGCUGUACACCAAGAAUAUACAAUACAUAAUAUAUUGUUUUGGGGCACACAUUUAUUGAAAGCUAAAGAUCAGAGCCCUGAACUUCUCCAUUCACUAUUAGUCUUAUUUUCCAUACAACCGAGAACCAGCGUCUUCUGCAGUGACAGUGAUUUUUUUUUCUUUUUCUCAGAGUUAUAGAAGCACUGUGCUGUUUUUAAGGAGCUUCUGCAAAACUAUGAGUCAAAGAUCAUCUCUAUGACAGCAGAAGAAUCUGAUGCAAACAUUUUUUUUAACUAAACUCGAGGGCCAACAGUUAAAUAGCCCAAAAUAUGAAAAAGGGAGGACCUUAAAUGGAACCUCGAGGAAAACCACUAGAAUAACUAGUGGCUACUGACUACAUCUGAAGUAAACAGGCUACAGCAACACCCUCAAUUAUAUCAUGAAAAAUAACUUCUAAAAAUAAUAUGACUUAAUGGAGUGCCUUGAGGAACACCGCAGUUAUAUAAAUCACAAGUUUGGACCCCAGUGUACUGGUUUUGCUUGCAAGGUUAACAUGUCAAUGCAAUGAUCUGCCAUCAUUCUACAGGAGCACACAAGUGUUUUGGGGAGUUUGCUGCAACAAAUGUUUGUCUCCCAAGCUUUGAACUGAACUCUAGGGUCGGUAUAAUGUCAUUCCCGGUUGGAGUUUGGCCCCCGGGCCACCAGUUGAAUAGCCCUGCUGUAUACUGUAUGCUGUAAAUGUAUGAAAGUUAGUGGCCUAUUAUUGGGUUUAAAGUAUCAAAAAUAGACAUUUUAGAGCUUUUUAGGACAUAUAACCUGCGAAUAGUGAGGAUCUACUGUACUGUAAAGCAUGUCCAGGUAAAAGGUUUCCAAUACAUCCUGACCAUCUGACCUUGACCUCUCCUUUCCCCACAACUUUAGAAUGUCAUAUGCUAGCUCUUGGAGAGUUUGCUUUGUUUCAGUGAAUGUUAACAUGCAUGAAAAAGUAAACAUUGAGUGGAUAUUUGUGGGUAAAACAAAAAUUUAGGCGGUUUAACGCACGGUCACAUAACCACACUGUUUAGAGUCAUCAUGCUUGUUAAGUCACACACUGCAGACACUCUUGCAUGUGCAUUAAAGCCAACACCUACCUAAUGUUUACAUCGGGUUUAAUUGAUUAAACCUUCAUUUGGCAUUGUCACAGGUGACGACAAGUGCGCUGCCAUUCUUAGAAAAUACGUUCUCAAAUAGACAAGCACACUAACACACACGCAAAUGCAUAAGCAGCACAACAGCACACACAGAAACACACACUUAGAAUGUUCAUUUCUUGUAACACGUUCAAGAGAAGCAGUUUGUGCUGGUAUUUUGUAUUUUUACCUUAUGAUUCUUUUCUACAAUUACGUUUUAUCAAUCAACUGAUUAUAGACUGUAAGGCACUUUUGUAUAUUUCUUAUGACCAAACUCAUCACAUCAGCACUGUCUGUGACAAAAAAAAAAAAAAAUCACAAAAUAAAUAUUGAUUUAAAAACAGAAAGAAAAAAAAACACUCUGGCAAAAAAUUAACCGAACGUCUGAUUAAAAAAAGAUGUCUUCAUGGGUAAUAGUGGUGGUAAAUAUAUUGACAAAAAACAGGCAGUGUGAAACUGUGGAAAAACAACUAACAAUCAUAAUAAAAGUUGUCUCUCACUGAGUGUGUACACUGAAUGCAGUGAAAAAAUGUCAUGUCAACAAUGUAUUCACUGACUGACCUAAUACAUUUAAACAAAAAAAUAA
This is a messenger RNA of Nerophis ophidion (straightnose pipefish), 5139 nucleotides long. RefSeq names its product protein O-GlcNAcase. The transcript is spliced from 17 exons. The coding region runs from base 167 to 2578 and encodes 803 amino acids. The record is from RefSeq and is a predicted model, not a curated record. Gene Ontology annotation, biological process: glycoprotein metabolic process. NCBI's taxonomy places the organism in Eukaryota, Metazoa, Chordata, Actinopteri, Syngnathiformes, Syngnathidae. Gene Ontology annotation, molecular function: beta-N-acetylglucosaminidase activity.